GUAACCUCUGUGAUCUGUGGUUCCGUGCCAUUGUAUUUUGUUUAUUCUCUUCAUGUUAAUCUAUGAAUCUGUAAUAAACAGGUCGAAAUCUGUGAAUACUGAGCAAAUUAGCCAACUCAUUGUUCUUUCUGCAAAGCUUGUAAAGAUGGGUAAAAUUUUCCUGGAGCACAUGGGAGGCACCCGCCUGUUUUCUUGCGCUAGAUGUGACACCAAUUUAACAAACAGAUCAGAAUUGAUCAGCACUCGAUUUACUGGAGCCACAGGACGUGCUUUUCUGUUUAAUCGAGUAGUGAAUUUGACCUAUAGCGAAGUCCAAGACAGGGUCAUGCUGACCGGGCGCCACAUGGUUCGAGACGUUUCCUGCAAAUCUUGUGAUUCGAAGCUGGGUUGGAUGUACGAAUUUGCCACUGAGGACAAUCAAAAGUACAAGGAGGGUCGCGUUAUUUUAGAAAGAGCUUUGGUUGCCGAAAGUGAUGGCAUGGAUGAACGUUCGUUCUAUGAACGAAGAAGAAAUAAUUAGUUGCAAUCAAACUGAUUCUUAAUUUAUAAAUGUACUUGUGAUGAGCCUUAAGUUGCUUGGUUGAAGAGUUGAGUUAGUAUACAUACUAAAGACAAGUGUUUACUGAGUAAGCUGUUUUAGUGUUAGGUAGGUAUAGGGAUGUUUUGUAUAUUUUUAAUUUAAUACACUUGUAAAGUAUGCAUCUGAAGUAAACAAUGCCUAUUGAA
Molecule: messenger RNA, 726 nt
Organism: Dendroctonus ponderosae (mountain pine beetle)
Lineage: Eukaryota; Metazoa; Arthropoda; Insecta; Coleoptera; Curculionidae
Gene: Yippee
Product: protein yippee-like 5
Exons: 3
Coding region: 53-520 (155 amino acids)
Source: RefSeq, a predicted model, not a curated record